AUUUGAUGAUGUUUGUUUAAAACUUGCUCUUCAAUCAGAUCCUGAUUUUCGUUGGUGUCAAAGUGGAUCUGAAUGUGGCUCUGGACAAAUUCACGUUGAAGGAAAUAAGUCGCCUAAGAUGAUUUGUGAAAAAUGUGGAAAAGCAACUUGUUAUACGCAUAAUGCAUCUUGGCAUGAAGGUAUAACUUGUAAUGAAUAUGAUAUUAAAAAUGGUAAGACCGAUAUAGAAUCCCAAGCUUAUCUGGAAAAGAAUACUAAACCUUGUCCAAAAUGUGGAAUUCAUAUUCAAAAAAUUGAUGGAUGUGAUCACAUAAAAUGUAAAAUUGAAAGUUGUCUUAUGGAAUUCUGCUGGUUGUAG
Messenger RNA from Scutellospora calospora, 358 nucleotides. The record is from the annotation of a GenBank genome assembly. NCBI's taxonomy places the organism in Eukaryota, Fungi, Glomeromycota, Glomeromycetes, Diversisporales, Gigasporaceae.